Notodromas monacha is the source of this 3899-nucleotide messenger RNA. Lineage: Eukaryota; Metazoa; Arthropoda; Ostracoda; Podocopida; Cyprididae. The record is from the annotation of a GenBank genome assembly.
CGCAAUUCCACGGUUCGAGUUUACCGGUAGCAGCGAUUACUCGACACGUUCGAAUUGGAGAUGAAUAUUGUAAUUUGUGAAUAUCUGUAGGCGUUUCAUAUCCAGCAUGUUACUAAGUGCUCGACCCUUUUAUCCGCGUUAAGACGUAAGACGCAGAUAACGUGUCCGAUUUGUUGGCAAUCGUAAUUCCCGGCCGGCGAGCUUUGAGGAAUCGUGUCUAUUCAUGCAGGCAGUUUAAAAGAUCUUCCGUCGUUGAGAAUGCCGGGAUUGAAGAUGUCAUUCUCCGGAAAUGACGGUCGUCGCUUCAGUGAAACAUCAAUUGCCGAUGUGGAUAAAUUAUGUGACCAGCUGCUUACUAAAAUAUCCCGUGGAAAGAUCAACGGUGCCAGCAUUGCGAAAGUUCAGGAGCUUCUUCAAAUCAUCACCAUCAAGUUGUCUGAUCCUUCAUAUGCUCCAUCAGCGAUAAUUCUCAAUCUUGUCACCUCAGCAUUAUCAAGAAGCGAAUGUUCCGCUGUCAAAGACGAAUGCCUGAUGGUAAUACGAGCAGCAUUCAUAACAGACCAGUGCCAGAGUUUGAAUUCCACGAUUCAAUCGUUGAGAGCUCUUAUAAUUUUGAACGAUGGAAGUGAAAACUUUCGAUCAGCGAUAGGAGCUCUGGUGCAGUUUCUGUCCGGGGAAUUAGAAGAAACUACUCUUCUCCCAACGUCGACUCUUCAAGACCUCGUCUAUCGUGAACUCCUUGUCUCGACUGUGAAGUAUUUGAAGGAAAAGGAGAGGCCCUUCGUGAACGAGCUUAGCUCAUUCAUGAGCACUGCCAUUUUCAGUCCGGGGAUCUUCAAGGGGGCGAAGUACAUGUCAAAUCCUUUAUUAGAACACCUUUCGGGAAAAGAAACGUCGGAGGGAAAGGCGUUUUUCGAAUUCUGCGAUGAAGUUCUUACGAAAAUGAGUUCCGAAGAUGCGGCUGUCUUUAUUUCCGAACUUCUAAAUCUCACCCCAGAUGUCGAUUUCCAUGGGAAUGCUUUCCCAGUCCAAGCAUUAUUCGUACGUUUAGCAGAGAACGUCGGAUUAAGUCCAUCACUUUCACAAGUUGACGUCAAAAUGUUACCGGUAUUUUUGGAAAUGUUGCGUUGUUUAAAGUCGAAGAACGUAACUGUCGAAUCCGAUUUGCCUGGGGGAAAGACCAGUUUCAAAGAAUGGUUGACCAAUCUUUUGAGCGUGAUCUUGAAACUCGGCCCAGCGUCUUCAGUAGCUGCGACGUUAUUACUGGAAAUGUAUCCAUCUAUUGCCCUGGAUAACCUCGUCGAGAUCAUGAAAGAAGUUAUUCCUUGGGGAGACGAUAUAAUCAUCGUGUGCUUGAAAUCCUCGUCGCACGCGAGAUUGUUGCCCAAGUUUCUUUCGAAAUUUCUCGCGGUUGUUGAAGUAGCUCCGACUCGUCAGCAAUUCAGCUUCCUUUUGAAGCCACUCUCUGAGGAAUUCAGCCAACUCCCGCAAUCACAAGCGGUGGCGAUCAUGAAAACGUUACAGUUUCACUUGUCGACAGAAGCCGCAAUGAUGACGGUCCUGCUUCCUUGCAUCUCUGCGGGUUUGAGAAAUUUUCAACUACCGCAUGUGAAUCCGUCACUGUGGGUCAGUAAUUUCAGCACGUCGCUGUUGGCCAUGCUCACUACAGUUUCUGCGAAGUUGCACUACGAAAACAUGGAUUUUUGGCGCUUUGUGGUCUUGUGCGGUCAGUGGGUAACGUUUAUUGAGGCUUACAAAACUGCACUCAGUUCGGAAAUCGAAUCGCUACCGGCCUUUGUUGAUCUCUGUCUGUUUCUGAAAAAAAAGCUGAAAGACGCGCCUGAGUUCGAAUCCGGUGAAUUGACAUUAUCUUUGGCGGAUUUGAAGCAAAAGCUGCUUCAUACGGAAGAAUCGAUUCAGGAGGUGAAGUUGCUGAUGCGUUUGCAGAAUGAAGACUCGGGAGUUAUUAGAAGACAUUUGUUUGACCAGAGGGAAUCAGUGAUGACUGUGCGUGUGAUUUCUUGCUCGCUUUUGAAAGCAUGUGAACGAACUGUUGGCUCGAAAAAAAUGUUGAAAGCCCUGAAAGGUGUGAGGAAUUCGAUCGAAAACAUGGAAGACUCGGAGUUGGAAGCGUCCCAUGUUACGCAGUUGUUUUCGUCUCUCUUGGAUACCGUGGCCCAAAUGAAGAAUGAAUCUGAAACGGAAAUUUCAGACGAGAAUUUGCAAAAGCUGCUGGAAUUGACUUCGGUUUCCGUCCCUCUGGAACAUUUACCCGAGGGCAGACGGAUUUGUCUUUAUUAUGCAGUAUUUGUCACGACUUGCUUCUACCCGAAGUGUAAGAAACUUUUUGAAAUGGCAGCUCGUUUGCUGGACAGCCCCGAGCCAAUGAUUGUGCCUUAUGAAACUUUGUUGGCUAUGGUACAACUGUGUGUGACACAUUACAAGGAUGAGAAGAUUAUCUGGAAGUUGGUCUCUCGUAUUGCGCAUGAAGAUGAGAAGUCGUUGAUGCAUCUCAUUCGGACUGUUGAUGAGUCGCAGAUUCUGGUUUUUCUUGCUGCUCGGGCUGUUGGAAAGAAAUCCAGGGCUGUACUAUCGCUGACUGGGGAGAAGCUCAACAAAGCCCUAAAAAACCUCGUUGACGAAUCCCCACUCUUCUCAAGCCCUAAUUUUCACGAUAUCAUAACGGUCAUGUCUAAACUGAAAAACAACCUGUGUUCCGAAAAUGUUCAAAAACUCGUGACAGAGUGGAAGGACAACCGACAGAUCCUGAAUUCGUGUUGCACCGAAGACGUGGAUCUCCUCUUGAAGCUCUUUUCUCACGCGAAAAUCGAAAAUUUGAGCCAAGUGAUCCUGUCUCUGGAAAACUGGACUCCGUUUCUCGAGAAGAGUUACGCCUCUGAAACGCACUGGAUGCAAGAGUUCAUCAGUUCCUUGAGGAAGAGCAAACGACGACUCUCGACGUCUCUCGAAGUGUGUGUGAGCAAGUGUUUGGAGAAGGAAGAAUUUUACCUGGCGUUGAUUCAGCGUUUCGAGCACGAUUUGAAACUCGAAACGAAUGCGUCUCUGGGAACCUUGUGUGCGUUGGGACUCGCGUUCGUGAAAGCUUCGGAAUUCAAGUGUUUCGAGGAACGGGACUCGAUGGCGAUGCGUUUGAAUCACGCUGUCAAAUGUUUCGCUACUGAACCCAGGACUGGUCUUUGGGAGCGAGAGUUGUUGGCGGGUUAUGUUCAGCUGCACACCUUGCUCCUGAGUAGAAUGGGUCCGCAAUGGAUUUUUGUCCAGAGCGGGUACCAAUCGAUUCUGUUUGCAGUUUUGAACGAUGGGACGGAGUUUGAUGCUGUUGGUGUCUUUGGUUUCCUGUCUGCUUGCGAGUUGCUGCAGUCGGCAUUGCGGAAACACGGAUUCGUCGUUGCCGGCUGGGAACACGUGUGGAUUCGUCAUUUCCUCUGGGCCUGGAAGCGUCUCUGCUCUUGGAUGUCACAGUGCAACGACGACUUGGACUUCUUCUCCCGACCCGCGACUCGUUCCCACCUCAUCUCCUGCUCCACUGCUCUAGAACGCGUCGUGGGCUCUUUGAAGCGGCAGUUCAAGGCCGACUUUGCUCGAAUCGCGCCGUACGUGGUGGUGGAAGCGGUGGAGGAGCUGACUGCCAUGUCGGUGGUGCCAGAGUUGAAGAAGCAUUUGCACGGCUGUGUGUUCCGGUGGUUGGAUUUGUGCGACGAAAGGGGGCUGGGGUAUUUGAAAGGUGCGCUUCGAGGCACUGCUUGGGAGGUGUACGAGCGAGUCUACGACGAGUACUUGCGUUUCGGCAAAUAUGUGGGCUUGGUGUGAAGGGAAAGAUGAAAGAAAGGACGACAGGAAAACAUUGUCUUCCGCGUUGUUGGAAAGUGAUCUCGAGU